GCACUGCACUCGCCUCGUUUCUCGGAUUCUCCCGCUUUUUCCGUUCUGGUCGUUCCCUCUCGCCUUGCUUCCGCGUCGCGUUGUGCGUAGACCUCACUCCCAGCCUUCGGCUUUCUUCCUCUCUUUUUUCUCUCUCUAUACGUGCUCGCGGCCUUCUCGGUCAUUUUCUCUCACUCCAUCUCACACUUGUAGGCAGGGGAACUGAGGCAGCCCUCUCGCUGCUUUAGCGUCACCCAUUAGCCGAUUAAUCGACAUCGGUAAAGUAGGGCUCUUCAUACUUGUAGGGAUCUCGCGCCGUCGUUUCCACCCGGAUUCCUCAGCGAGCAUUGCGUAUGUGCCCUUGCUCUGCGCGUGCCCUUUUCCUGCUCACUGAUUAAUUAAUAAACUAAUCGACUAACUUCCCUUGCCAGGACUCGGCCUUUCGGACGUCAAGACUCCCAUUCUUGGCGCAUCCUAUUCCUUUGAAAAGGACCUUAGGGGCUGUGAGACAACAUUCACUCCUCACCACAGAUAACGAAACACUCUGCACGGUGUACUCACCCGCCAACGAAAUACCGGCACGGAAUACUCACCCGCCAUGGCAACAGCCCUCGUGGACCGCGCCGUGGAGCUCGGCGCGCAAAUAGGAAUCACCCCGACGACGCUCAUCUCGCUCGUGUCGCCGCUGCUCUCCAUCCCCUGCUGCUUCCUCCUCCGCGGCAUCGCGUCGCCCGCGUACCGCCACUUGUGCGCGGCGCUGACGGGGCUACUGCUGGCGCUGUACGCGUUCGGCCCCACCAUCUGGGGCCACUACGCCGUGCUCGUCGCCUUCACCUACGCCGCCAUGGCGCUGCACCGCCGCCGCUGCGGCUUCAUCACGCUCGUCGGCACCUUCGCGUACCUCCUCGCCUGUCACAUUAUUUAUGCGAGCGGCAAGGCCCGGAAGGACCAGGGAAUCGACUUUGCGGGGACGCUCAUGAUGGUGACGUUAAAGCUGACGUCAUCGGCGUUCGACUACCAGGACGGCAUGUACCUCGUGGACGCGGACCUCCCCACACCGCAGCGCGGCACGCACCGCCACCUCAAGACGCUACCGUCUGUGUCGCAGUACAUGGGUUACAUCUUCUGUGGCGGGUUACAUCUCACCGGGCCGUUCUUCGAGCUCAGACCGUACCUGGACUGGGCCGAGAACCGAGGAGUGUGGUCGCACGACGCUCGCAAGGCACCCUUCGCGAUCCCGCUGCUCGUCGCACUCGCGUGGGCGACAGCCUCGGGCUUUAUUCACCUCGUCCUAAAGCCGCAGCUCAACUUACCUCUGGUCACCGACCCGAAGCGCUUCUACGCGAUUCCGUACCUCCACCGAUGGGGACACGUCAUCAUCUCGACGUACGCCGUCCGAUGCAAGAUCUACUUCGUUUGGACGGUUGCCGAGGCGAGCAUGAUCGCCUCGGGAUUAGGGUUCAGCGGGUGGGUUCCCGCCAAUAAGGCAGCAGCACCGACGCAAGAAUCGGGUAGAAGUAACAGCAGCGAGACUGCCGCCGUGAAUGCCGCCGUAAAAUCCACCGUGAUUACCACGACCGCAUGGCAACAGGAACGAUCGGUUCUGAGGAAAUCCUUAGUUCAGAAGAAAGCUCCGCAUGGGGUGCUGGGUGAUAGCGUGGCUGGGAAUGCGGCGAAGGUGUGCGACGCCGGGAAGCGCGCUGCGAAGAGCCCUCUGCGAAAGAAUGGCGGAGUAACCAUUGCGAAUGACGAGAACGAAGCUCCUGAGUUUGGCUCGAAGAAGAGUUACUCGAACGGAUUUCUCACCGCGUGCGAGGAGACCAAGGACGAUGUUGCUUUGGCGAAGGAGAACGGGACUGUAACAGCGGCGACGGAGCAGGCGAAGGUCGCAGAAGUCGCACAGGCGCCGCUGGUGGCGUCGUGGGAGCGCGCGAAGAACAUCAACAUCGCGGGGGUGGAGCUGGCGAAGGCUUUUAACGCGUACGCCAAGAACUGGAACGUCUCUGUCGGGCUGUGGCUAAGAACAUACAUCUACGAGCGCACCAUCCCUGUGGGGCAGAAGCCGGGCGUCUUCUCGCUGCUGCUCACCGUUGGCGUCAGCGCCAUCUGGCAUGGCAUCUACAUUGGUGACUUCAUGUUCGCCUUCAGUGGCGCGUUCCUCAUCAUGGGGUCCAGAGUGAUCUACCGCUAUCAGCGCACCAUCCCUCAGUCGCAGCGGGUGUGGGCCACCAUAGUGCAGGCGCUGCACUGCCUGUACUCAUUCGCCGGACUCAACUACAUCGCCAUGGGCUUCAUCGUGCUCACAGCAGAGGACACCCUCACGGUGUACCGGGGGCUCAACUUUGUCGGCAACCUCCUGCCGGUGGUGGUGCUUGGGGGCAGCUGGGCGCUCAGGAGAGUGCACGCCCUGCUCCAUGCCACCUCCUCCUCCUCCAAGAAAGCCAGGAGCAGCAGCGCUGUGAGCAGCAGCAAGAGCCAGAGAGUGAUCGCAGCUGAGUUGGCGACCAAGCAGCCGGAGCAGCAGGUGGUGCAGCUGCUGCAGCCGGUGAUGGUGCAUGCUAAGGUGGAGUGAAGCAGAGGAGGCGGCUCCUGCGUCGACUCAAAAGUGGUUUCGGCUGCAGAAGCCGGUUAUGCACCUGUGGUGCUUGCUAAGGUGGAGUGAAGAGGAGGAGACGAGUGAGGGAGCUUGUACGGGGUACAGCAGCACUGCCAAGGGGAAGAGAUGAGUUGAGCUGAAUGCUUGUAGGCGCCAUGUCUCUUCACUGGAUGGCAGACAGAAAAGGAAUCCCCAGAUUGCAGAACAGUCACUGCGAGGGUGAUUUGCUAACCCGUGAUGAUGUUGACGGGUCUUGGGACCUCGUCGUGACUAGCACGACUCAGUUCUUAGUGGUAGAUAAAAGUUAAUUGGCUAAGGUGAAAGCUGAUUGGAGUAGAGUAGGUAGUACCUUCAGGUGUAGCAUAGCCCCCCACUUGGAAAUUACGUAAUGGGUGCAUGCUUUCUGCACCCCAUUUGCUGAUUAAAUUUUAUUGUUUAUC
Closterium sp. NIES-67 is the source of this 3015-nucleotide messenger RNA. Lineage: Eukaryota; Viridiplantae; Streptophyta; Zygnematophyceae; Desmidiales; Closteriaceae. The record is from the annotation of a GenBank genome assembly.